Messenger RNA from Musa acuminata AAA Group (dessert banana), 2289 nucleotides. RefSeq names its product putative clathrin assembly protein At2g25430. The record is from RefSeq and is a predicted model, not a curated record. Bases 278 to 2125 code for a protein of 615 amino acids. Gene Ontology annotation, cellular component: clathrin-coated pit; clathrin-coated vesicle. Gene Ontology annotation, molecular function: SNARE binding; clathrin heavy chain binding; phosphatidylinositol-4,5-bisphosphate binding. Gene Ontology annotation, biological process: clathrin-dependent endocytosis; vesicle budding from membrane; clathrin coat assembly. The transcript has 2 exons. NCBI's taxonomy places the organism in Eukaryota, Viridiplantae, Streptophyta, Magnoliopsida, Zingiberales, Musaceae.
CCCUCUCUUUCUCGUAACGUUCUCUCUCCCUCUCGAUAUUUAUCGGCCGAAAUCUCUCGUUCCGAUCCGCCCCCAUCCCCUUUGAUUCCAAUCCAACACGAAGGGAAGCGAGAAAAGAGGAGAAACCUCUCUCUCUUGCCCUCUCCUUUAGUCUUUUCCUUCUUCUUCGUCAGCAGCAGACAACGAGGGCGAGGACUGAGAGACCUAUAAGGAGUGCUGGACCGGAAGCAGAUCGGUGCGUCCGAGUAGCUCCGGCGGAGGAGGAUCCGAUCAUACAAUGGCACCCAGCAUCAGGAAGGCUCUGGGGGCAGUGAAAGACCAGACCAGCAUUGGCCUGGCUAUGAUGUCCAGUAACGUGGCCCCUGAGCUCGAUGUGGCCAUCGUCAAGGCGACGAGUCACGACGACGAGCCCGCCGACGAGAAGUACCUGAGGGAGAUCCUCAACAUGACAUCCUACUCCGGCAGUUACGUCAUUGCCUGCGUCGCUUCUGUAUCGAGGAGGCUCGCCAAAACGCGCGACUGGGUCGUGGCCCUCAAGGCGCUCAUGCUCGUCCAUCGUCUUCUCACUGAUGGGGAUCCUGCGUUCCAACAUGAGAUUCUCUAUGCCAACCGCAGGGGUGCCCGCCUCCUCUGCAUGUCCCAUUUUUGCGACGAGGCACACUCCAAUUCCUGGGACCAUUCUACGUUCGUCCGCACCUACGCUCUUUAUCUGGAUCGACGCCUGGGAUGGAUGGGUUACGAAACGAAGCGAGGCGGUGGUAACCAGAGAUCUCCGCUGCCAGAUCCAUAUGCCUACGGAAAUUAUGUGAGCUCCUCAUACUCAUCUUCUCCGGGUAAUGGCAAUGGCGAGUACAGAGGAAGGCGGAACAGGGAAGACAAGAAGCCGCGGACACCGCUGAAGGGCAUGAAGCCAGAGAGUGUUCUGGGGAGGAUGCACGAGUUGCUGAACGUGCUCGAUAGCUUCCUCGGCUGCCGCCCCAGAGGCAAUGCACAGCACAGCAGGAUUAUCCUCGUCGCGCUCUAUCCUCUCCUCAGUGAGAGCUUCCAGCUAUAUGCUGACAUAGCCGAGAUAUUAGCCAUACUUCUCGACGGCUUCUUCGACAUGGACUACCAUGACUGCGUCAAGUCGUUCGAGGCCUACGCUCGUGCCGCCAAGCUGAUCGAUGAACUUUGUGUCUUCUAUGCCUGGUGCAAGGACACAGGAGUAGCCAGGUCGUCGGAGUACCCAGAGGUGGAGCGCAUCACCGACAAGCUUCUGGAGUUACUGGAAGAGUUCACGAGGAACAGAGCGACGAGGACGAGGAGCCCCCCUAGAGAGGCCCUCCCUGCUGCGCCCACGGAGACCAGGGACGAAGAACCCGAAGAAACCAUGAACAGCAUAAAAGCUCUUCCAGCGCCUCCCGAUUACGAGGAAGAGGCGCCGGAGCCAGCAAAGGUCGCAGCGGAACCUGUCGAGCAGCAAGGCGACCUGGUGGAUCUUAGAGAUGAUAGCGCGUCCGCUGUGGACAAUCUCGAACUGGCUCUUUUCCAGGCCCCGGUGGCAGCUAAUGGCUCCGAUGGUUCCUGGGAAGCAUUCCCAUCAUCCGAUGGCGAGACAGGAGUGACCUCCGCGUGGCAAAACCCUGCAGCCGAAAGAGGGAAAGCAGACUGGGAGAUGAUGCUCGUGGAGACAGCCAGCAAUCUCUCGAAGCACAAGGCAACAUUAGGCGGAGGCUUCCAUCCAUUGCUACUGAACGGCAUAUACGAUCAAGGGGCGGUGAGGCAACACGUAAACGCCCAGGCAAGUGGAGGGAGCGCGAGCAGUAUGGCCUUGCCUGGGCCUGGACGAGGCGGCACCCCUCCCGUGCUCGCCCUUCCUGCACCUGAUGGCACCGUGAAGACCAUUGGGCAGGACCCAUUCGCGGCGUCGCUUAGCAUCCCUCCGCCUCCCUUCGUGCAGAUAGCAGACGCGGAGAAGAAACGGCAGCUGCUGCUACAGGAGCAGGUCAUGUGGCAGCAGUAUGCCAGGGAUGGGAUGCAGGGCCAGGCCGGCUUAGCUAACAAGCCCAACAGCAACUUCAUGCCCAACCCCGCAAUGCCAUACGGGAUGCCAUCAGCUUUUGAUGGUACUGCAGGUGGAUACUAACUAUUACCCGACCCACUGAAUUCUGUUCCUUGCUUUCUCUUUUUCUUGGACCAGCCAGCCAACCACCAUUUGUAUCAGUGUCCUGAGGUUUGUGAGUGAGUAGCUUAUGAUGGUAUGUUUUCCGCCAUCUCUCCUUUAAUCGAGAAAGGUUGUUAACAGAUCAA